This is a messenger RNA of Fomitopsis serialis, 2744 nucleotides long. RefSeq lists its product as uncharacterized. Bases 76 to 2361 code for a protein of 761 amino acids. The transcript has 12 exons. NCBI's taxonomy places the organism in Eukaryota, Fungi, Basidiomycota, Agaricomycetes, Polyporales, Fomitopsidaceae. The record is from RefSeq and is a predicted model, not a curated record.
AUAACGUGCGACUACAGCCUUCUGCGGCUGUGCUCGACACCUCGACUCUUGCCCUCUCUGUGCUGGUCGUCAGCCAUGUCUCGCUCUCCGCUUCAGCAGCUACGUGCACUGUUGCGGUAUAUCCUCUCGUGGCUCCCUCAGCACUUCGCGCGGCCUCUUGCUUUCCUCCGGCUCCUUUGGCGACGUUUCAUGAGAAGGACUGCAGACCGGGGUCUACCCCCUGACGCCAAAGACGACGACGGUGUCGUUAAACCCUCCCCCGUUUCGCAUGCGAGCUACCGCAAAGCCGUGCUCGACAAUCACUCCUCUGCCGUUGUAUAUGCAAGUGACGAACCUAGUACGUAUCCCUCGCUUGAGGAUCGACGGGCACGGUCUUGGAGUCACCGAUCUCCCGACACCGACCCUUCCGGAAGCUAUGCACAUUCGAAACCGGACGCGUAUUUAUCUGGGAGCGAACGGGGAAGCAGCCCGUAUUCAAUUACGAUUCAGAAUCCGUCUCAACACUCCCUUGCAAGCACGAAGGAUUCAUCGCUCUACCAUACCAGUGUACACGAUGACCACGUCUCCGUCAACAUGUCGCGUCCAUCCUCCCGUAUUUCGAUGCGCACCAGAGAUGAUCGUGAUUCUCGUCUGAUCACUCCCUCUGACUCUCGACGGCAGUCAUCAAGAUCUAAACAGCGAAAUCUUACCCGAAGACGAACCCCUACGGCAUCCCCGUCUCACUCCACUGCCACACUACAUAGCAAUAGUUCAUGGGUCAGCCAGCAUAACGUAGCCAUGCCUGCUGGCCGGUUGUUGCAUGAGAGACGAAGUCAGAAGACGUACCCCAUAGUUGAAACAGGAAGAUAUACAAAGGCGAAGGAUUGGGAACAAAGGGAAUGCGCGUAUAAAGUUGAGCCCAUGAAGAUGUCUACAAACUCUUCAGGUCAUUGGGAAGCACAUACCCAUCCGGAAGGCGCUUUGUACUUUUUCGAUCGACUCAGGAUAUAUACAGAAGCAUGGAUUUAUGACCCGGCAAUACUAGAAGAGAUCGAGACUUCGCGCAUCGGUUGGUCGAAGAAGUGCAGGAGAAUAACUCGUAUUACCACCCAUGCAGACUUGUGCUCGAGCUGGAAGAUGUCCCGGAAGAGCAUAUGCUCCAUCUCGCCAUUGCGCCCAUUAUGGACAUAUUACUAUGUCAACCAUGCGGAGAGGGUACUCUUUUGGUUGAAAGAAACGACCUCGAAACCAAAACUUGUCAUUGAAUCAUAUUAUUGGAAACAUAUGGAGUACUUCCCGGUGGGGCAAACAAUCACGGAAGCUUUGAGGAUUGAGGUACUGUGCAUUCUCGUGCAUGCCAAUGUCGACCAAAUCAUAUCAGAAUCAUCGACCGUCUCCAUGAAGCCCGACGAAAUGCUUAAUCUCACGAAGAUGGUUGAGAUAUCGAAAGAGCUCGGUAGCAAUGACUAUACUGCCUCUGUCAUAGGUAGGUAUCUUCUUCACAAAGUUCAUAACAGGUACAACUUCUCGUUUGGACAGAAGGCCGCACAAAUCGAUCGCUUUCAGCCCGUCUACGACACCAAUACGAAAGAGCGAUCGGCGUUAUUCACACUUCUCUCGUGUGCCCUCUUCAAUGCGCCCGACAUGCAUCUUCAGACUCUGGAGCGAGCAUGGAUCGACGGGACGAUUAACGAAAUAUUCUGGACCAAAUGUAUCAACAAGCUGCAGAAGGACUGGGAAGAGGCGGUGUUGACGGUGACAUCUUAUCGUGGUGAUGUAUACCAGGCGACCGUGGUCCUGAAUGCCAAUAUAUCGUUCUUGACUAUCAAUGACGUCGACUCUGGCACUGGCCCUCGGACGCCGGCACAACUUGCGAGCUACGUGUCCACCAUCUGCAGCAUUGCCGCGGUUGUCAUAGGGCUGCUCAUCAUCCGCCAACACCGAGUGAGACCCAAAGAGACGGCGACCGACGCCGUAACGUACCUGGAAACCCGCAGGCACCCGCGGCUAGGACUGGAGGUGUUGGGCAUUGUACACAGCCUGCCAUAUGCAUUGCUCAUGUGGGCAGUCGUCUCGUUCCUUCUUGCCUUCGCUUUCGAGAACUUCCGCGUCAAGGACACCGCAACCCUCGUUGUGGCGUCAACGGCAUGGGGCCUGGCAGUGAUUCUGCUCGUCCUAUGUCUGUACACCAUCUGGGAAGGCGGUGAAAUCUCGAUCCGCCAGAAGAUGCGCGAGUUGUACCAGCAAGCGAACGACAAGCUCCAGCUUUCGAUGCGCCAGUUUAUGAAGCAGAAGCAGCACGCCGACCAGAACUCGUGCACGGCGCCGGGGUCGUCCAGCAACGUUGCGGUCCCAACGGGGAUCGAGAUGCAGAGCAUAUGAUGGAGUGUGCGUUUUUGAAGUUCGUAUAUAAACUUGGGGGUAGUACCUCGCAAUUGCCUUCGUAUGGAUACGCACGCAUGUCGAGGUUGGUGUCUGAUCGGGUCGUAUAGGAGUUCCACAUGUACAGAGUAUUGACACUAUUGACACUCUUUCACAGCAUAUAUAAUCAGUGGAUCUUCUCGAUAGCUACCAGUGUCUGUCAUGCCAUGUCCCAAGCGGCGGUCUUGGGAGUGACUUCGGCGCUUAGCCCGACGCGCUCAGGUCUGUCGCAUUCCUAUCAGAGGUCCUUGGAGGGUCCUGACAGUGUUACUGACUCAAACCUCCGUGCAUCUGGUGAUUCAUGUCUCUACACGAUUGUAUAGUUGUACUUUGAGGAUAAAUUA